Molecule: messenger RNA, 1612 nt
Organism: Clupea harengus (Atlantic herring)
Lineage: Eukaryota; Metazoa; Chordata; Actinopteri; Clupeiformes; Clupeidae
Gene: hnrnpa1b
Product: heterogeneous nuclear ribonucleoprotein A1b
Biological process (GO): mRNA splicing, via spliceosome
Cellular component (GO): catalytic step 2 spliceosome
Molecular function (GO): mRNA 3'-UTR binding
Source: RefSeq, a predicted model, not a curated record
CAAUUAUUUAAUCCAAGUCCCCUAUCGUUUUUCAGAGUCUGUCCUAGAUUCUCCUCAUAGCAUACUGUAGCUUGGGAGAAGUCGUCAGUACACAAAAUGUCUAAAGAGGUCCCACGUGAACCAGAGCAGCUCCGAAAGCUCUUCAUCGGAGGUUUGAGCUUUGAAACAACAGAUGAGAGUUUGCGAGCUCAUUUUGAGCAAUGGGGAACACUAACAGACUGUGUGGUCAUGAGGGAUUCUCAGACCAAGCGGUCACGAGGGUUUGGAUUUGUCACAUAUUCUUCUGUGAAAGAAGUUGAUGAGGCCAUGACGAUGAGGCCCCACAAAGUUGAUGGAAGGCUUGUCGAGCCUAAGCGUGCAGUGUCCAGAGAGGAUUCUAACAGGCCUGGAGCGCACAUCACAGUCAAGAAGAUCUUUGUUGGUGGUAUCAAAGAAGACACAGAUGAAAGCCACCUUCGUGACUACUUUGAACAAUUUGGCAAAAUUGAUGCAAUUGACAUUAUGGUUGAUCACAAAACCGGCAACAAGAGGGGCUUUGCAUUCGUCACUUUUGAUGACCAUGAUGCAGUUGACCGUAUUGUCAUUCAGAAGUACCACACCGUAAACAGUCACAACUGUGAAGUGAGGAAGGCCCUCUCCAAGCAAGAGAUGCAGAACACUGGAAGGGGAGGAGGUGGCGGCAGCUUUGGCAGAGGUGGUGGAUAUGGCAAUGACUUCGGCGGUGGACGCGAGGGCUACUUUGGAGGAGGAGGAGGAGGAAGAGGUGGUGGAGGAGGAGGUGGAGGAUAUGGCGGUGGAGAUGGCUACAACAAUGGUUAUGGAGGCGAUGAUGUUGCUCCUGCUGUAGGUGGCUAUGGCGGCGGCGGCAGUGGUGGUCCUGGCUAUGGUGGUAACCGUGGAUAUGGAGGCGGCGGUGGUGGCGGAGGAGGUUAUGGCAACCAGGGUGGUGGUGGCGGCUAUGGAGGCAAUGGCUACGGCAAUGGCUACGACAAUGGCAAUGGAGGCAACUAUGGUGGUGGUAACUUUGGAGGUGGUGGUGGUGGUGCCGGCGGAGGCGGUGGUGGCAACUACAAUGACUUUGGCAACUAUGGCAACAGCCAGGCAUCAAAUUACGGUCCCAUGAAGGGUGGUAACUUUGGAGGUGGUGCUAGCGGCGGUGGUGGUGGCGGCAGAAGCAGUGGUCCCUAUGGUGGUGGCUAUGGAGGUGGUGCAUCUGGUGGCGGCGGCGGCGGAUAUGGAGGUGGCUCAGGAGGACGGCGCUACUAGACUUUUUGGCAGGACUCAGUACUUAGGAGAGAGGAGAACAGGACAGAGGAGAACAGGAGAGGUGACAGGGCAGCUGCAGGUUUACUCCCGCUAGAUCUGCUCAGCCAAACAGUUGUGGCAGGUUACCGCUGCCACAAAGAAGAGAUGUGUACUAUAGUGCAAAAAUCAUGUGUGAGGUUUCAUGAAAUUUGUGUUUGUCAAACAGGAUUAUUUUAUAUGUCAUUUCUGGAUAAGCAUUCCAAUGAGGUUUUUACAUGUAGAUUACUUUUAAGUCAGUCCCAUCUUUAUUUUUAUGUAAAUGCAACUAAUCAAGUUGAAAUAAACUUGUUUCUUUUUUUUAAAACGA